AUGCCGACCGCACGGGGCCAAGACUGGGAGAAGUACCAAAAGAAGUUUGCGGACGACGAGAUUGAGGAGAAGAAGAUUGCGCCGUUGACGGACGAGGACAUCCAAGUGCUCAAGACAUACGGGGCGGCACCAUAUGGCGCAGCCCUGAAGAAGCUGGAACAGCAAAUAAAAGAGAAGCAGCAGAGCGUGGACGAGAAGAUUGGCGUAAAGGAAUCGGACACCGGUCUUGCGCCGCCACAUCUGUGGGACGUGGCAGCGGACCGGCAGCGAAUGUCGGAAGAGCAGCCGCUGCAGGUGGCGCGGUGCACCAAGAUCAUUGCGGACGACAGCGACGAUGCUAAGAGCAAGUACGUGAUCAACGUCAAGCAGAUCGCCAAGUUUGUGGUGCAGCUGGGCGACCGGGUCGCCUCGACCGACAUUGAAGAGGGCAUGCGGGUGGGCGUGGACCGCAACAAGUACCAGAUCAUGCUGCCGCUGCCGCCCAAGAUCGACGCGAGCGUGACGAUGAUGACGGUGGAGGAGAAGCCGGACGUGACAUACGGCGACGUGGGCGGCUGCAAGGAGCAGGUCGAGAAGCUGCGCGAGGUCGUCGAGAUGCCGCUGCUGUCGCCCGAGCGCUUUGUCGAUCUGGGCAUCGACCCGCCCAAGGGCGUGCUGCUGUACGGGCCACCGGGCACGGGCAAGACGCUGUGUGCGCGUGCCGUGGCCAACCGCACCGACGCCACCUUUAUCCGCGUCAUCGGCAGCGAGCUGGUGCAGAAGUACGUCGGCGAGGGCGCCCGGAUGGUGCGCGAGCUGUUCGAGAUGGCCCGCACCAAAAAGGCCUGCAUCAUCUUCUUUGACGAGGUCGACGCCAUCGGUGGCGCCCGCUUCGACGACGGUGCCGGCGGCGACAACGAGGUCCAGCGCACCAUGCUCGAGCUCAUCACCCAGCUCGACGGCUUCGACGCCCGCGGCAACAUCAAGGUCAUGUUUGCCACCAACCGGCCGUCCACCCUGGAUCCGGCCUUGAUGCGGCCCGGUCGCAUCGACCGCAAGAUCGAGUUCUCCCUGCCCGACCUCGAGGGCCGCGCCAACAUUCUGCGCAUCCACGCCAAGAGCAUGUCGGUCGAGCGCGAUAUCCGCUGGGAGCUCAUCUCCCGCCUCUGUCCCAACGCCACCGGCGCCGAGCUGCGCAGUGUCUGCACCGAGGCCGGCAUGUUCGCCAUCCGCGCCCGUCGCAAGGUCGCCUCCGAAAAGGACUUCCUCAGCGCCGUCGACAAGGUCAUCAAGGCCAACCUCAAGUUCAACUCCACCGCGUCCUACAUGCAGUACAACUAG
Molecule: messenger RNA, 1320 nt
Organism: Grosmannia clavigera kw1407
Lineage: Eukaryota; Fungi; Ascomycota; Sordariomycetes; Ophiostomatales; Ophiostomataceae
Product: proteasome regulatory particle subunit
Exons: 4
Coding region: 1-1320 (439 amino acids)
Biological process (GO): proteasome-mediated ubiquitin-dependent protein catabolic process
Cellular component (GO): proteasome regulatory particle, base subcomplex
Molecular function (GO): ATP hydrolysis activity; proteasome-activating activity; ATP binding
Source: RefSeq, a predicted model, not a curated record